This is a messenger RNA of Pollicipes pollicipes, 2345 nucleotides long. RefSeq names its product glucose dehydrogenase [FAD, quinone]-like. Gene Ontology annotation, molecular function: oxidoreductase activity, acting on CH-OH group of donors; flavin adenine dinucleotide binding. Lineage: Eukaryota; Metazoa; Arthropoda; Thecostraca; Pollicipedomorpha; Pollicipedidae. The record is from RefSeq and is a predicted model, not a curated record.
AUGCCACUGGUUGCCAAAUCUGUGGGGGCCGGCUCUGCGGGAGCCGUGGUGGCGAACCGGCUGACGGAGAACCCGGCGCACAAGGUGCUGCUGCUGGAGGCGGGCGGCGACGAGACCGAAGUAUCGGACGUGCCCGCGCUCGCUGGCUACCUGCAGCUCAGCAAGCUGGACUGGCAGUACAAGACGGAGCCGCAGCCCAGCGCCUGCCUCGCCUACAUCGGACACCGCUGCAACUGGCCACGCGGCAAGGUGAUGGGAGGCUCGUCAGUGCUGAACUACAUGCUGUACGUGAGGGGGAACCGCAAGGACUACGAACAGUGGUACAACAACGGCAACUACGGCUGGGACUUCGAGACCGUCCUGCACUACUUCAAGAAGUCGGAGGACAAUAGGAACCCAUACCUCGCCAGAAAUAAGCGCUUCCACUCCACGGGCGGCUACCUGACCGUGCAGGAAGCACCCUGGCGAACGCCGCUCGCCACCGCCUUCGUCUCGGCCGGCAUCGAGAUGGGAUACGAGAACGUGGACUUCAACGCCCAGCAGCAGACCGGCUUCAUGAUACCGCAAGGCACAAUACGAAGAGGCUCCAGAUGUAGCACGUCUAAGGCAUUUAUCCGACCGGUGCGACUCCGGAAAAACCUCCACACGGCAAUGCAUUGUCACGUGACAAAGGUCCUGAUCGACCCGGACACGAAACGGGCCUACGGCGUGGAGAUGGUGCGCCACAAGAAGCGCUACAUCCUGUACGCGCGCAAGGAGGUGAUCCUGUCGGCAGGCUCACUCAACUCGGCCCAGCUGCUCAUGCUCUCGGGCGUCGGACCCGCCUCGCACCUCUACGAACACGGGGUGAGAUACCAGUGAUUUCAAGAUCUCCCAGUCGGAUACAAUCUACAAGACCACAUAGGAACAGGAGGAAUAGUUUUCGUGCUAAACAAGCCCAUAUCUCUUGUUCAAAGUCGCUACGAAAACAUUCCGAGCAUCCUCAAAUAUGCAAUGUUCGGCUCAGGUCCUCUAACGGUGCUGGGCGGCGUGGAGGGCCUCGGCUUCGUGAAGAGACCAAGUAACGUGAACCAGACGGAGGACUGGCCGGACGUGGAGUUCCACUACGUCAGCGGCACGCCCGCCUCCGAUGGCGGCCGGCAGAUUCGGAAAAUCCAGGGUCUCUCGGACGAGACGUGGCAGAUGUUCAAGCCCAUCCUAUUCCGGGAUACGGUGACGAUCGUGCCCAUGCUGCUGCGGCCCGCCUCCAAGGGCGUGGUGCAGCUGCGCUCCGCCAACCCGUACGACCCGCCGCUCCUCGUACCCAACUACCUCACGGAGGAGAUUGACAUUAGGACUAUGGUGGAAGGCAUCAAGAUCGCAGUGGCGAUCGGUGAGACGCAGGCGUUCAAGCGGCUAGGGGCCAAGUUCUACAAGGUGCCGAUGCCGGGCUGCAAGCACACGCAGCUGUGGACUGACGAGUACUGGGAGUGCUUGGCGCGCUACUACACAAGCACCAUCUACCACCCGGUGGGCACGGCCAAGAUGGGGCCCUACUGGGACCCUGAGGCCGUAGUCGACCCUGAGCUCAGGGUAUACGGCAUCUCCGGGCUGCGCGUGGUGGACGCGUCCAUCAUGCCGCAGGUGGUCAACGGCAACACCAACGCCCCGACCAUCAUGAUCGGCGAGAAGGCGGCCGACCUCAUCAAGCGCUUCUGGAGCGAUCAACACUAGCAACGCGGCCCCGCUGCGGCGCACGCGCCACUGCGGCGGGACAGGGUGGCACCGCGCGCCCGGAGCGAGCGUCAGAGGGGGAGCUCGGUCUCCGCCGCGCGCGGCUCGGACACAGACCGUUGUUGCCGGUGGAGUGCGUGUCCGGCGGAGGCGGGCCUCGGGGGCUCUGCCUCGGACCACAGACGACGCCGUGGCACGCGUGUCGCAGCGGAGUUGCGGAGAUGAGGCGUCUAGCGCGCGCCCUCGCCGGCGCCAGUCAGGGGUGCUGCGAUACGGGUGUAGAUGCUAGUGACGCGACUGCGCGGCGCUGCGCCGAGGGCGGCGGCGGUGUCCUCUGAUCCCCUACCAUGACGCAGUGCGCACCGUUCUGACGUGCGCGACCUCGCAGGUGCGUCUGACUCGCCCAUCACAUGUGCCAUCCCCAGUGCUCAAAGUGAGGCCAGGCGCGCGUGGUCGCCGCCUGCUCCUCCGGCGGGGCUGGAUGCGACGGCCACGCUCAAGGGUGGAGUCCGACGAGGGACGUCUGUGUCGCGGGCGGGUGCAAGGUGACGGUGCGGCGACGAUGUACAAAUCAAAAUGGCCUGUCGCGCGGCGGUGGGCGGGCCUGGGGUGACGCCCCGCCCCGGGCCGCU